Messenger RNA from Fibroporia radiculosa, 1221 nucleotides. RefSeq lists its product as uncharacterized. The record is from RefSeq and is a predicted model, not a curated record. The transcript is spliced from 10 exons. The coding region runs from base 1 to 1221 and encodes 406 amino acids. Lineage: Eukaryota; Fungi; Basidiomycota; Agaricomycetes; Polyporales; Fibroporiaceae.
AUGCCUGCGCGCUCAAAGUCUGCACAAUUAACGCCUGCGAGGAAGAGCGGGAGCACAAAGUCCGAGCGGAAGCCCGCGUCACGGAGGAGCGGGGCAAGAAAGAGUGCCAAGUUGAAUCCGGCUACUGUCUCAGCCGACGACUCGGAGGAACAGGCGGAAGAGUCGAGUGCGGAGGACGAACACGCGUACCAGGAUGAUGGAGUGCAAGAAGAUGACGAGGAUGACGAGCUCUCGUUGCACAGCGAUGCACUGGAUGAGGACUCGGAUGAUCAGGCAAAGAGGAGGCCGAAUAAGCGGAAACGUAGCGCGCAAUCGCGCUCACCGGUGAAGUUUAAGCAAACGGUAAACAAGAAGAGGAAGAAUAAGGCAGAGAGCGAGGAAGACGACGACAACGACGCGUUGAACUUGAAGGAAGGUCAGGAGGUUGUAGGUACUGUAGUCCAAGCGCCGAAGACUGGCAGAGUACCAGCCGGACAGAUAUCUCGCAAUACGUUCGAUUUUCUGACACAACUCAAAAAUCCAGAAUGCAACGAUCGCGAAUGGUUCAAGCUGCAUGAGCCCGUCUAUCGCCUCGCAGAGAAGGAGUGGAAAGACUUCGUGGAUGAGUUCACCAAUGUCCUUGUCGAAAUUGACUCCCAAAUCCCACAUCUGCCACCAAAAGAUGUCAUUCACCGUAUUUAUCGUGACUGCAUUGUAUCGUUCAAGUCUGAGUGGAGUUCUGAUGGUGAUACCUGGGGCUUGGUCUCACUUCCAUACAGCGCUAUCAAACCUGGUGGACAGAGUUUGAUUGCAGCAGGCAGCUGGUGUCCGGGUAAGAACGAACUUGCCACCAUUCGGAAUAAUCUCCUGCGCUCCUCAACGCGCUUCCGGAGACUCAUAUCGGCCCCUGAGUUCGUCAGGUAUUUCGGCGAACCGAAGCCGCGUCCCGACGGAGACCGACAAAAUAUCUUUGGGGGCGAAGAUGAACUGAAAGUUGCGCCGAAAGGCGUUGAGAAAACCCACAAGGACAUAGAUAUACUUAAAUGUCGAUCGUUCGCAGUUUUACAUCGAUUCAUGGACAGCGAAGUCCUUGCACCCGAUUUUAAGGAGACCUUGGGGAAAGUAGUGCGAGUGGUGCGGCCUUUUGUGCAUUGCUUAAAUGACCUGAUGACUCUGCAAGAUGCAGGAAACUCAGAUUCGGAUGACGAACAUGGAGAAGAUGAAGAUGCAGACGAUGAUUAG